This is a messenger RNA of Penicillium angulare, 1194 nucleotides long. RefSeq lists its product as uncharacterized. The transcript has 2 exons. The record is from RefSeq and is a predicted model, not a curated record. Bases 1 to 1194 code for a protein of 397 amino acids. Lineage: Eukaryota; Fungi; Ascomycota; Eurotiomycetes; Eurotiales; Aspergillaceae. Gene Ontology annotation, molecular function: O-methyltransferase activity.
AUGGUGUCCCAGGCCCCAUCAGAGAUCCUAGACGGCAUAGCCGCGGCGCGCAUCGCAUUCGAAAAGAACGAGGCGGGGUCAAGAGAGGCUUUGAUUGAUUAUAGUCGCGCACUUAUCUCAUCCCUCGAGAUCCCUAGCGAGUUUGUGCAGCGAACCUUCUGGGCUGAGCCUGCCCAAUCCGCGAUUAUCCGCAUCGCCGUCGAUGUAAAACUUUUUCAACACCUGAAGGAAGCUGGUGAACAUGGAUUGAGCCCCUCGGCUCUUUCCGAAAAAACCGGAAUCAAUGUCAACCUCCUCGAACGAUUGAUCAGGCAUCUGGUCGCCAUGAACCUUAUCACCUUCCACAAUGGCGUCUUCCUCGCGUCCAAAUUGAGCAACGACCUCGCAGAAGAGAAAUAUCAACACAGUAUAUCAUUCUGCUACGAUGCGUCUCGCCCUGCUUUUAACGGCUUCCCCGAACACUUCAAGAAGAAUGGAUACAAACCCCCGACUCUAAGCGGGCUCGAUGGUCCCUUCCAAUCAGCACAUAAGACAGACAAGGCAUUUUUUGACUGGCUCGUUGCGACGCCUCCUCACCUCGACUAUUUCAGUUCUUUCAUGGCCUCUUAUCGUGCUGGAAAGCCAGACUGGUUCGACUUCUACCCGGUUCAAGAACGUCUGAUUGAAGGGUUCGAUGCCUCCGCCAACGAGGCACUCUUGGUUGAUGUCGGUGGUGGCCGAGGUCAUGACGUUACUACUUUUGCUGCGCGCUACGAAUCACGCCCGGGCAAGAUCGUUCUCCAAGAUCGCGAGCAAGUCAUUGCAACUGUCAAAGUGGAAGGCACCGAACUCCCCUUUGAAGUGCAGGCCCAUGACUUUUUCACCCCUCAGCCCAUUAAGGCGGCUCGCGCCUACUCGCUUCACUCUAUUCUGCAUGACUGGGGUGAUGAGGAGAGUGUGAAGAUUAUUGAGAACCUCGUCCCUGCAUUGAAGAAGGGUUACUCGCGAGUUCUGUUCAACGAAAUUGUUGUUAGCGAAGAGAAGCCCACACUGGCUGCGACAAACAUGGAUAUGAUGAUGCUGGCUCACCUGAACGUCCGUGAAAGGUCCGAGGCUGAAUGGACAAGCUUACUUGCCAAGGGUGGAUUAAAGGUUAUUAAGGUUCACACAUACCCUGGCGUUGCAGAAAGUGUGAUCGAGGCGGAGCUGGCUUGA